Molecule: messenger RNA, 1074 nt
Organism: Trichoderma asperellum CBS 433.97
Lineage: Eukaryota; Fungi; Ascomycota; Sordariomycetes; Hypocreales; Hypocreaceae
Cellular component (GO): membrane
Source: RefSeq, a predicted model, not a curated record
AUGGUGCUGCCGCAGGUGAAAUCUCUGCACGAGUGCGUCGACUACGCAAAGGUGGUUGAGCCCUUCAUACCGCACUUCUACGAGCUGCCCUACAAGAUAUGGGCCAACAUUGACAGCCUCGAGGGCCUGAGGUCGGUCUAUGUCACGACAAACCCGUUGAUUUCUGGGUUUGCCAUUGCCCUUGUCUUUGGGUUUCUUACUUUGAUCGCGUCCGAGAUCAACCGCAACUACUCUCAGGUCGACCGAUUGUGGAGCAUCUUGCCUAACCUCUUUGUUGUCCACAUCACGGUAUGGGCUCGUCUGGCUGGACUGCCGCAUGAUCGAGUGGACUUGAUUGCCGUGUAUACCACGAUCUGGAGUAUUCGACUGACGUACAACUACUGGAGGCGCGGCGGCUACAGCAUUGGCUCAGAAGACUACAGAUGGAUGAUUGUCAAGGCGAAGCUCAACUCAAUCGUUUGGUUCAUCUUCAACGUUACCUUCAUCUCAUUUUUCCAGUGCAUUCUCCUUUAUCUCUUCUCUUGCGUACCAGCGUACGUCAUCUUGCUUUCAUCCCAGUUGGAACCUGGGGUUCAACUAGUUGAUCUGGUCUUUUUCGGCGCCGAGAUUCUUCUGGUUUUGAGCGAAUGGAUAAGCGAUGGCCAGCAAUGGGCAUACCAAACCGCCAAAUACAAGUAUAAGGAUACUGGAGAGCUCACCCGAGGAUAUACGCCAGCUGAGCUAGAACGGGGCUUCGUCGCGAAAGGCCUCUGGGCGUACAGCCGACACCCCAAUUUCUUUGCUGAGCAAUCUAUUUGGUUUAUCCUCUACUCAUGGAGCUGUUUUGCCGCCAACACUCCGUACAGCUGGGCCGGCACCGGUGCUGUUCUCCUUGUUUUGCUCUUCCAAGGCUCCACCAAUCUCACUGAGAAAAUCACCGCCGGAAAAUACCCAGAGUACGAGGCAUACCAGAAGCACGUUGGCAUGUUCAUUCCCAAGACGCUUGCCCCUUACAGGACCCCUACUACAAGAGUCCUCAGGUCGAGCGAUCUGGUCAAGCGUGCAGAGCAGAAGCAAGCAGAGAAGCAAAAGACC